AUGGCUGAAAAACAACCUAAUAUAAACGAGUCACAAUCUAGCAAUUAUGAACAUUUCUGCAGGAGAAUCGGGAUCUGGCCUAUGAGCACUCAUCUUUCUAUCUCGAAUGGUAGCAUAGAUCGGCCGGCAAAGAACAAGGGCACAUACGAACAACUGGUCAACUCUCAAAGAAAAUGCAGGAUCGAAUAUUACACGACUGCAUCGCUUAUCAACUUCGCACUUUUCGCGCAGAUCAUCAUCGCUGCAGCAGUAACAGCCGUCAGCGCGUCUUCUGGCCCCCGAGUGGCUAUCACGGUACUUGGGACGCUCAACACUAUCCUCGCAGGGAGCUUGACGUGGGUCAAAGGUCAAGGCCUGCCGGACCGUCUUCUGAGCUACGCGAAUGAACUUCGUCGAGUUCGUGAACACAUCGAAGAGCUGGAGCGGCAGUACGAGGAGACACCCAACUUUCGGCUCGACGUGGACGAAGAAGCGGAGAAGAUCUAUACUAUGUAUGAUACUGCUAGGAAGAACGCAGAGCAGGCUUACAUGGGCACUUUCAAGAAUAUCAAGGAAGAUGGCUUGAAGGGCAACAGGGCAACAGCAAAAACCAGGCCACCAGUACCGGACGGGAACGGCCCCGGACUUCGGGCUAAUGCUGAAGACUAG
Messenger RNA from Endocarpon pusillum Z07020, 648 nucleotides. RefSeq lists its product as uncharacterized. Lineage: Eukaryota; Fungi; Ascomycota; Eurotiomycetes; Verrucariales; Verrucariaceae. The transcript has a single exon. The coding region runs from base 1 to 648 and encodes 215 amino acids. The record is from RefSeq and is a predicted model, not a curated record.